Messenger RNA from Aureococcus anophagefferens, 822 nucleotides. RefSeq lists its product as hypothetical. NCBI's taxonomy places the organism in Eukaryota, Pelagophyceae, Pelagomonadales, Pelagomonadaceae. Bases 1 to 822 code for a protein of 273 amino acids. The record is from RefSeq and is a predicted model, not a curated record. The transcript is spliced from 6 exons.
AUGCCUCCACCGCGCGCGACGCGUCGCGGCGAGCAAAACGACCCUCGCCAGCUCGCGCGGCUCAAUGCGCUCGCGUACGGCCAGGACGACGAGGCGUCGGACGACGACGACCGGCGGCUCCCCGCGUCGCCCUUCCACGCCGCCGGCGCGCGGCCGCUCGAGGCCGGCGCGCACCGGCUCGUCGUCUCGCGGCGCGGCGAGGAGCUCGCCGCGGCGGCGUUCGACGUGCCGCCGCCGCCGCCGCGGCCGCUGCCCUGGGCGCGGCUCCCGGCGCCGCGCCGCGCCGCGCUCCUCGGCUGGCUCGACGGCUGCGGCGCGACGUGCGUCGUCGACCGGUCGUGCAAGGUCGAGCUCCCGCUCCCGCGCGCCGCGCCGGCGCCGCCCGCGACCGCGCCGGCGCUCGGCGAGCUCGCGGCGGCCGUGGACGCGGCGCGCGGCGCCGUCCUCGUGCUGCCCGGCUUCGUCGACGCCGCGGAGGCGGCGCGCAUCGUCGCCGCGGCCCACGACAUGAACCUGGACAUGAAGGCCGCCAUCGCCACGUCCAGCGCGGAGCCGCCCGUCGCCGAAGUGAUGCAGCGCCUGCUCGACAAGUACGCGCGGAUGCGCGGCCGCGCCGCGUCACCGCUUCCGUUCAAUCGCGUUGGCGUGCAGUCUGUCAUUCCAAUAUCAUAUCUCUUCGUCGUAUAUUUGUUCAUGGCGGAGCAACCUAUUUUGUUCAUCAGUGGCUGCGCGUACUGGCAAGAUACUGGGGGGCGCUACCUGCUUGCGCUGUUUGGCGAGUAUGCAUGCUCGUGGCUCUUUUGUGCUGUGCGGCCGACCUGA